UGGGCCUCUUUGGUCUCGGUGGCAGAAGCGAGAUGACGAAGGGAACGUCCUCGUUUGGAAAGCGUCGGAAUAAGACGCACACGUUGUGCCGUCGCUGUGGCUCUAAGGCCUACCACCUUCAGAAGUCGACCUGUGGUAAAUGUGUACCUGCCAAGCGGAAGAGGAAGUAUAACUGGAGUGCUAAAGCUAAAAGACGAAAUACCACCGGGACUGGUCGAAUGAGGCACCUAAAAAUUGUAUACCGCAAAUUCAGGCAUGGAUUCCGUGAAGGAACAACACCUAAACCCAAGAGGGCAGCUGUUGUAGCAUCCAGUUCAUCUUAAGAAUUUUAA
Molecule: messenger RNA, 332 nt
Organism: Balaenoptera musculus (blue whale)
Lineage: Eukaryota; Metazoa; Chordata; Mammalia; Artiodactyla; Balaenopteridae
Product: 60S ribosomal protein L37-like
Biological process (GO): translation
Cellular component (GO): cytosolic large ribosomal subunit; ribosome
Molecular function (GO): structural constituent of ribosome; RNA binding
Source: RefSeq, a predicted model, not a curated record